Stegastes partitus (bicolor damselfish) is the source of this 993-nucleotide messenger RNA. Its product is annotated as olfactory receptor 51E2-like. Bases 1 to 993 code for a protein of 330 amino acids. Gene Ontology annotation, cellular component: plasma membrane. The transcript has a single exon. The record is from RefSeq and is a predicted model, not a curated record. Gene Ontology annotation, biological process: G protein-coupled receptor signaling pathway. Lineage: Eukaryota; Metazoa; Chordata; Actinopteri; Pomacentridae. Gene Ontology annotation, molecular function: olfactory receptor activity; G protein-coupled receptor activity.
AUGUUGGAGGCGUCGCUGGGUCAGAACUUCUCCCACAGCAGCUUCGUGUUCAGAGGCUUCCCAGAGCUGCAGAAGCACCGGCGGCUGCUGGCGCUGCCGUUCUGUGCGUCCUACCUGCUGGUGCUGCUGGGAAACUCUCUGGUGGUCUACGUGAUCCGCGGCGUGGACAGCCUGCACAGCCCCAUGUACCUGCUGGUCUGCCUGCUGUGUGUGGUCGACGUCCUCGUGGUGUCCGCCAUCAUCCCCAACAUGCUGCUCGGCUUCCUGUUCGACUGGAAUCGCAUCUCAUUGGCUGGCUGCUUGACUCAGAUGUUCUUCACUCACUUCCUGUCCUCGGUGGAGUCCACGCUGCUGCUGGCGAUGGCGUUGGACCGAUACGUCGCCAUCUGCCGGCCGCUGCACUACGCCGAGAUCAUGGACUCGUCCACGUUGGCGAAGCUGCUGCUCUUCACGCUGCUGCGGAGCGUCUCUAUCAUGGCGACGCUGGUGGGUCUGGCCGGUUCUCUGCGGUUCUGCGACUCCAACGUUAUCCGGCACUGCUACUGCGACCACAUGGCGCUGGUCAGCCUGGCCUGCAGCAGCACCGCCAGGAACAGUGCAGCCGGCCUCGCCGUCAUCAUCUGCUUCGUAGGCGUGGACAUACCGCUCAUCUUCUUCUCCUACGUGAAGAUAAUCAGCGUCGUGCUGCAAGCAGCAGCCGGUGACGACCGCCGCAAGGCUUUCCACACCUGUGGGACUCACCUGAUGGUCAUGAUGUGCUUCUACCUGGUGGGCAGCGUCACCUUCCUGUCUCACAACCUGAACAUCCCCAUUCCCACCGACGUCAACACCUUCAUGGGUCUCAUGUACAUUCUGCUCCCGGCAACAGUCAACCCCAUCAUCUACGGCGUCCGGACCAAAGAGAUCCGCAACGGCUUUCUGAGGAUUUUUAAACUGCGAGCGAAGACAAUCCUGUCUGUGAAAGUUUCUCCUGCUGGAAAAGCACAAACAUGA